Onychostoma macrolepis is the source of this 3460-nucleotide messenger RNA. It is a transcript of the gene ccpg1, whose product is annotated as cell cycle progression 1. Gene Ontology annotation, cellular component: membrane. Bases 182 to 2710 code for a protein of 842 amino acids. NCBI's taxonomy places the organism in Eukaryota, Metazoa, Chordata, Actinopteri, Cypriniformes, Cyprinidae. The record is from RefSeq and is a predicted model, not a curated record. The transcript has 12 exons.
ACAACUCCCAUGCAUCUUCCUCUCGGCAGCCACCGCCGUGUUGCGAUGUUGAUGUUUUGGCUCAGAUGAAGAGGCGUGACGUUUUAAUGGUAGAUUUGCACAGAGGACGUUUGCUUUCUUCUUUUCUCCCGCUGCAGUUUACCUCAAAAACAGUUAUUUCUGUCCUGUAGCUGUUUGAGAGAUGUCCGACAGCUCCAGUGACACGGAGUCGUCCUGCGGAUGGACAGUCAUUAGUAAUGAGGGUUCGGAUAUUGAGACGCUGGGGCCGGAUAACGCCGGAGAGUGUGAGGAUGGAGCGGUUAGCUGUGCUCCAGAUGUACCUGAUGCCAAGAGGGGUGAGGAGAGUUUGGGAGAGUCUUUAGUAGAUUUCACACUGAGAGAUGAGGUGGCGGCGGAGGCGGAACCGGCCCGAGAGGCGCGUGGAGAAGAACAUGUGAUUCUUUGCUCCUCCAGUGAGAACUCUGACAUCGUCACGCUGGCGGACUCUCGGGAGGCGGAGACUGACUCGUGGGAGGAGCCUGUUGCUAAGGAGACGGAGGAAGCAGGAAGUGAGGAGCUCUAUCUUGGAAGCUCGUCAAGCAGCCAGUACACGUUUAGAGAGUUGGAGACGACAGACUGGUGUUGGAGCGGAUGGGGAUUUUCCAGGACGCUGUGGGAAUACGGCAGCCAUCUGCACAGCUCUCUCUCUCUCUCAGUUUUCCCGGCGGAUCAGCCUGUGCAGCGAGACAGCAGUAACAGCAGCAGUGAGGAUGAGGAGGGUGAGGUGAAGGCCAGUCCUGUGGUGAGGAGGCGCAGAGUGAGGAAGAGCACCGCCGGCUCAGAGCCUGGAGACCCCCAGGAGCCCCACAGGAGACAGGAGGAGGUGGUCGAGGAGAUAGGAGCUCAUCUGGAGGGCCGCGCUGCUCGGCAGGAUCAGGGUCCCGUCAGCGGCACCCUGAACAAAUGCAUUUUACUAGCGCUGCUCAUCGCCAUCAGCAUGGGCUUCGGACACUUCUACGGCACAGUCCAGAUUCAGGAGAGGCAGAAGAUCGUGGAAAAGAGUCGCAUGAAUGAGCUGGAAGCGCCGUGUAAGAGAGAGCUGGACGUUGUAAGUAAGGAAGUGGUUGAGAAUCUCAAGGAAGACUUGGAGGAAAAGCAAGACAUGGUGAUGUCCCUCAUGAACGUCAUGGAUAAGAUAACUAAAGAAAACCAGCAUCUCAGAGUCAAACAGGAAGAGUUACAGGCCCAAAGACAAGAUUUAUACGUGCAACUGACGCAAACCAAAAGCCAAAUGACGUCUCAGCAGAACGACCUGACCACGGAGAACCAGCACCUUAAAGUCACUCUGGAGCGAGGAGAGGCGUCUCUGUCGGCCCUUCAGGAGGAGCUGCGGCAUCUACGGGGACAGAUACGAGAGCUGGAGGAGCGAAGAGCCGGGGCCGACUCCAUCGUGUCCGAGAACCAGCGACUGAAGGGCCACUUACAGGAGGAGAAACAGAAAGUGCGCAGCUUCAUGAGCCAAAGAGAAGCGCUGAUGGUCGAAGCCCAGGAGCUGCGGAAGGAGCUCGAUAAAGAGCGCAAGGUGACCGACAAGCUUAAGGAGGAGCUGGAGGAAAUGAGAAAAGAAGACGACGUCGAAGGCAAGACGGAUCCUGAAACCGAAGAACUGCAGACACGACUUCAGGAGCUCGAGAAUAAGCUGAAGUUUGAGCAGCAGCGCUCCGAUCUUUGGGAGAGACUGUAUGUGGAAUCGAAGGAGGAGAGAGCGAAGGGCGACCGGGACGUGAAGACCAAGAUUCCCAAAGACGGGAUGCUGGGAAAAGUGAAGGAAACCUUCGACGCAGUGAAGAACUCCACUAAGGAGUUUGUGCACCAUCACAAGGAGCAGAUCAAGAAAGCCAAGGAGGCGGUGAAGGAAAACCUCCGGAAGUUUUCCGACUCUGUUAAAUCGACAUUCAGGCAUUUUAAAAACUCUGCUACGAAUGUCUUCCAUCAUCAAAAGAGGUUUCACGACGCCAAACCCGAGCAUCGCUCGUUCCAGCAGGAGCAAGGAAACAAACGCGCCGAAGACUGGCAGCCGCAGAGACCUUUACACCGACAUCCUCGCAAAUCCACCCUCGACUCCUUUCACGCCGAUCGCAACACGCGCAAACCCGGCGCUCAGAGGCAGAAAACGCCACCCAAAGGCUGCUCUGGAGUGUUCGACUGCGCCUAUCAGGAGUCCAUGAGUCUGUUCAACAAGGCCAUGGAUCCCAUCCGCGCAGACGAGUUUAACGAGCUCCUGCGCAGCUAUUUGCAGAAAGAAGUGGGGCAUUUCCACCACUGGAGGGAGCUGGAGAGCUUCAUCGAAAAAUUCUUCCAUAACGGCGUCUUCAUUCACGACCAGAUGCUGUUUACGGACUUCGUCAGCGGCGUUGAGGAUUACCUCGAGGAAAUGGACGAAUAUCACAGCCUCAGCGACGACGUGUUUGAGGAUCUGGACGACUACAUAUACCGCCACAUAUUUGGAGAUACAUAUUUAAAAUACUUUGGGCCGAGUCGACCCUUCGAAGGGCCGGGGUCGAAGGGCAAGGCGUGGCGUCACUGCCAGCGGCAGCAGAGGAAGCAGCAGCAGCCUCGUCCUCGCCCUCAGAGAGCCAAGAAAUGGAGCCAAUCGGGACGCGACCCCAACCGACAGUUCGCAGACGUCAAAAUAGAGCUGGGUCCCAUGCCCUUCGAUCCCAAAUAUUAGAAGAAACAUUUCAGUGCUUCUCAAGAUUGCUCCCGUUUUGUUUGUUUUGCACUCGUUUUGUCUUGGAGAAGGUUCAAGAAGGCUUUGGGUUCACUUUUUCUGUAAAUUUUUUUUUUUUGCACAGUGUAAAUGUUCGAAUGCUGGUUGAAUGAUUUCUAGCGUGUUUCUCUUUUCUGCACUUUUAAGCAGCUUAGAAUUAAUAUUAGGUAUUUUUGAGGCACAUUUGUUCCCAUUCCCUGAAGUUAUGGAAAAAGUAUUGUAAAUUAUUAUAACAAAUGUGCAAAUUAUUUUGGAUUACUAACUAAAAAGGCACUUUGUUUUGUUGCGUUUUAAUUCAUUAUGAAUGUUUUCUAAACAAAAAAACACUAGAUCAGAACAGAAAUGUAUGUUUAAUUUUGCUUAGGACCAAAAAAAACAAUAAAAUAUAUUAUAUUGAAAUUAUUUUCAUCUCAAAAGUUCAGUAGGAUAAUGAGCUCUUAAUUAUAAAGUUCACUUUGAGGUAAUCUGGUUUCUGCCGUAUGUCACCGGUUUUAUUUGAACAUGCAAAUCAGUAGAAGCUAUUAUUUAAGAUUUAGUUUCAAUCUGCACUUGUUAGCACACUAUUUUCCCCUCUUUUUCUUGUCUGUGUGGUUAUCGGCUAAAUUACAUUCCUUGUUUGGAAAUGGCUGUAAUGUAAUUGAACACAAAUGCACUUAAACUGCUUAAUGUUGCACUUAAAACUUUAGAAUAAAAGUCUUUCACUGCUUCCUU